AUGGCUAUAGUAUGGUACCUUGUAUCGGUAGUGAUCUUUAGUGGCUUUAUGCUUUUAGUUGUGAGAGGAGCUCUUGAGUGGGUGGUUGCACAAACUCCAGAAGGGAAACUAGUGGACCAAAACUAUAUAGUGAUGAUACUCAUGGGUGUUCUUGUCGCUUGUUUUCUCACAGACAUGCUUGGUUUGUCUAUAGGUGUUGGACCUAUCUGGCUAGGGUUGGUUGUCCCUCAUGGUCCACCUUUGGGUUCCACGUUGGCUAUACGUAGCGAGACGUUUAUACAUGAGUUCUUGAUGCCUUUUUCCUUUGGAUUAGUGGGGUUGAACACUAAUGUUUACUUCCUUACCAAUGAUAUUUGGGACCAAGAACUCUCUCCUCUCGUCUACAUGGCCAUCGUUGGAUUCAUCACAAAGUUCAUCGCUGUUGUCGCUGCUGCUGUGUUCUUUAAAGUCCCUACAAGAGAUAGUCUCACGCUUGGUCUCAUGAUGAACUUGAAAGGCCAGAUAGAUAUGUUACUCUACUUGCAUUGGAUAGACAAACGUAUCGUUGGUUUACCCGGUUUCACUAUUUUGGUUUUGCAAACGCUUGUGAUAACCGGAAUUUCAACGCCUCUUAUAAGCUUCCUUUAUGAUCCAAACCGUCCUUAUAGAAUCAGUAAGCAUCGUACCAUCCAACACACUCCACCAUCCUCCGAGAUGGGUUUGGUUCUCGCCGUGUCUAACCAUGAAGCCUUCUCCGGUUUAAUCACAUUCCUUGACCUAGUUUAUCCCACUACAAGUAGUCCGUUCUCUAUAUACGCUAUACAGUUAGUGGAACUCAUGGGACGAGCUUCACCAGUUUUUAUUGAAGAGGAAGAUCCCGUUGUUGAGGAGGAAGAAGAUCAAGAAGAAGAGCGUCAUGAAAGUACUCGGAGCAAACGUGUUGACCAAGUUCAAAGCGCGUUUAGGUUAUACCAAGAGACUAGAGAUGAAUGUGUAACGCUUCAUGCCUACACUGCUCAUGCUCCAAAGCGUUUAAUGUAUCAAGACAUUUGCGAGCUAGCCUUGGUCAAGAAAACAGCUUUCAUUCUCUUACCUUACCAACAAGAGCGUCUUAACGACGCUGCACCUACAGAGCUACGUAACUCCGGGAUGCUAUCCGUGAACGCUGAUGUCUUGGCGCACACGCCAUGCUCGGUAUGUAUCUUUUACGACAAAGGAAGGCUUAGAAACGACCAGCAACAUUCAACUUCUUUGAGCCGUGGGAGACAAGAAACGUACCGUUUUGUGGUUUUGUUUCUUGGUGGAGCUGAUAACAGAGAAGCUCUCCAUCUAGCCGAUAGGAUGACGGUAAACCCGGACAUAACGUUGACGGUGAUUAGGUUUUUAGCGUUCAACCACGAAGGAGAGGAUGAGAAGGAGAAGAAGCUAGACGAUGGGGUGGUGACGUGGUUUUGGGUGAAGAAUGAAGGUAAAGAUAGGGUUAGUUACAAGGAGGUUGUGGUCAAGAACGGUGCGGAGACGUUAGCUGCGAUACAAGCGAUGAAUGUUAAUGACUAUGAUUUGUGGAUAACGGGAAAGAGAGAAGGAAUCAAUCCGAAGAUUUUAGAAGGGCUUGCGGAGUGGAGUGAGAAUCACCAGCUUGGAGUCAUUGGAGAAACUGUGGCUGGGAGUAUAUUUGCGUCGGAUGGUUCGGUGUUAGUGGUUCAGCAACAGGUGAGGAACCGUAAGGGUGGUGACGCUUUCUUGAAUAGGAAGUUUGAUUAUAAGAGUUUAGUGUCUUCUUGGUCGUGUUUUAGAUGA
Molecule: messenger RNA, 1779 nt
Organism: Eruca vesicaria subsp. sativa (arugula)
Lineage: Eukaryota; Viridiplantae; Streptophyta; Magnoliopsida; Brassicales; Brassicaceae
Source: the annotation of a GenBank genome assembly